This is a messenger RNA of Melopsittacus undulatus (budgerigar), 906 nucleotides long. It is a transcript of the gene AKAP19, whose product is annotated as chromosome 8 C2orf88 homolog. Gene Ontology annotation, molecular function: protein kinase A regulatory subunit binding. The record is from RefSeq and is a predicted model, not a curated record. NCBI's taxonomy places the organism in Eukaryota, Metazoa, Chordata, Aves, Psittaciformes, Psittaculidae. The transcript is spliced from 5 exons. The coding region runs from base 543 to 806 and encodes 87 amino acids.
CCCGUCGGUGCCGCGGGGAGGGCGGGGAGCGGCCGGCGGAGUGGCGCGGAGCGGUGAAUCGGGAGGACGCAGCGUUAGUGGGACGAGAGCCUGAUCCUGCGGGCACCGGCGAUCACGGAGCAGCCCUCUCCUGCCUGGCUGGCCCCGGGAGCUGCUGCUCGAUGGACAGAGGCGUGCUGGUGGGACCGCGUUUACAACAUGCUCUUGGCACUUCAGCCAUCCCCACUGUGCUGAGUCCCAGUUGUGACGCUGUCUGUGCUGUGCUGAGGACAAGUGGGACAACUUGUUAAAAGCAGAUGUGGUUUUGUAUUUAGAAAUGAACUUACCUUGGCAGGAAACACCUAGCCAGGCUGGCAAAGAGACUGCUUAGCCCUCUCAUGCAAGAUUUCUUCAGAAGUAAAGCAGCACAAAAGAAGCUCUUUGAAAACAACGGGAACCACUGGCAAGAAGCAGCAACACUGUGCACUGAACGAGGGCACCUUUUCCAGGUUAUCAAAACAUGCUGUUGAACUGAAUUUUGCAGCUGCAUUUUCAAAUGUACCAUGGGAUGCAUCAAAUCCAAGGCUGCAUUUCAAGGUUCAAAUGCUAUCCAGGAUGAACAGAUCAGGGAAGGUAAUGAAGGAUGCACUGGAGAGAAAUCAUCACUGAUAGCAGUGAAGGUGGAUGAGAAAGGUCCAUCAAGCACUAUAGUGCUAGACUAUGCACACCGUCUCUCCCGUGAGAUCCUUGACCAGGCGGUAAAACAGUGGGCAGUGACUGAAAGCAAAUACAGCGACAUCCCUUUUAUUGAAAGUGAUGUGCCCUGAACCCUGACUGGCAAGGACUGUCUUCACCAUGAGUGUCCUGUCUGUGAAGCAGUUUGUAUUUGGUACUAGUGCAAAUAAAGUAAAAUCAGCUGUGAUUUGA